AUGCCUAAUUGUAAAGGAACUGCCGAGGCCUUCACCGGCCUACAACACCAACUAUCUCAACUCUCCAAAGCCAACACAGAGCAUUGUAUCUACAAAGUACACAAGCAUCUGCACAGCGUCAACGAUAAAGCCUACGAGCCUAAAAUCAUCGCCGUCGGGCCUUACCAUCACGGCAAAGACAGCCUGCAGAUGAUGGAAGAGCACAAGCUGAGGUACUUGGAACUCCUCCUCCACCGGAAGAAACAGAACGUCGAGCGCUACAUCUCGGCCGUGGCGAAACUAGAAAAACGAGCCCGAAGCUGCUACGCGGAAGACAUCGGCCUCGACGAGACCGAGUUCAUCAAGAUGCUCGUUCUCGACGGCUGCUUCAUUAUCGAACUGAUUCGCAAAUGCAAUCGAAAGGAUUCGUCCUGCAAAAACGACCCCAUUUUCAAAAUGGAUUGGAUCAUGAACAGCUUAUUAAGAGAUCUCAUCUUAUUCGAAAACCAAAUUCCUUUCUUCGUCUUGUGCGAGCUGUUCGACUUGAUCGAGCACCCGAACCAGCACGACCGGUUGAUAUAUCUUGUGUUGUUUUUCUGCCAGAGUCUCUACCCGGGAGCUGUGCAUACAGACCCGUCGAGUCGAAAACCAGAGGAAAUUAAGCAUUUGCUCGACUUGAUACACGCCAACUGGCGCCCGUCUCUGGGUGAGAACGACGUUCGUGUCGACGUCGAUGUGCAACCGGAUAUUGUUCGCACGAAGAGAAACUUGCGAUUCAUUCACUCGGCGAGCGAGCUCUCGGAUGCUAACGUGCAGUUUGAGGUGCAAACAUCGAAUAGCUUGUUCGAUUUGGACUUCAAAAACGGUGUCAUGUUUAUGCCGACACUGACCGUCGAGGAUCGGACCGAAUGCUUUUUCAGGAACCUUAUUGCGUACGAGCAGUAUUUUCCGGACGAACGGCUGAAUUUCGUGACGGAUUAUGUGAGGCUGUUGGAUUGCCUGAUUAAUUCGACAAAGGACGUCGAGAUUCUCUCGGAAUGUGGGAUUGUCGACAACUGGUUGGGGGAUAAUCAAGUGGUUGCCGAUAUCUUUAACAAACUCACGGACUCUAUCGUUGGCCCCGGCAAACAUUUUAUGUAUUCGGGGAUUGUUCAUCGCGUUAACCAACAUUACGAAAGGCCUUGGAACCGAGCGGUGGCCGUUUUGAGGCAAGAUUACUUCAGUAAUCCUUGGGCGAUUAUUGGUUUUUUAGCUGCUCUUCUUUUGUUUUUGCUCACGAUAGUUCAAACUGUGCUUUCGGUGGUACAGACGGUUUAG
This is a messenger RNA of Striga hermonthica, 1296 nucleotides long. The record is from the annotation of a GenBank genome assembly. NCBI's taxonomy places the organism in Eukaryota, Viridiplantae, Streptophyta, Magnoliopsida, Lamiales, Orobanchaceae.